Molecule: messenger RNA, 1494 nt
Organism: Angiostrongylus costaricensis
Lineage: Eukaryota; Metazoa; Nematoda; Chromadorea; Rhabditida; Metastrongylidae
Source: the annotation of a GenBank genome assembly
AUGGGCGGAUGUGCUGGGAAAAGAGUGAGGAAGCCGUCCGAGGGCGAGGUCUAUGCCGUCACGAAGAUCCAGCCGUCCUCCCCGCCGAACACGUUGUGCUUCGUCGCGUUGUUCGACUACGAUGCUCGAACCGAUGACGAUCUGAGUUUCAAAAAGGGCGAGAUCACAUGUGACGAUCUUACCUUUAUUCGAUCUUUUUUAAUAUAUAUGGUGAAGACAGUUCUGGAGAUUUUGAACGACAUGCAAGGUGAAUGGUGGUUUGCCAGACAUAAGGCUAGUGGCAAAACCGGCUACAUACCAAGUAACUACGUCGCCAAAGAGAAAAGCAUCGAAUCACAACCAUGGUACUUUGGAAAACUUCGGCGAAUUGAUGCCGAGAAGAUGUUGUUACAACUGGGGAAUCAGCACGGUUCGUUUAUGGUGCGAGAGUCGGAGAGCCGUCAGAGCGAUCUGUCAUUGUCAGUUCGCGAAGAAGACUGUGUUAAACAUUACCGUGUCCGUCGACUGGAUCAGGGCGGAUACUUUAUUACUAGGCGACGACCGUUCAAUACUUUACAAGAUCUCAUCGCUCACUACACUAAAAAUGCCGAUGGAUUAUGCGUACAACUAGAUAAGGCUUGCGUCAAAUGUGACGCACCGCAGACGUUCACCUUUACCCACGAUGAUCAAUGGGAAAUCGAUCGCCGUUCAGUCAUCUUCACUAAACAAAUCGGCUCCGGUCAAUUCGGCGAGGUUUGGGAAGGCCGCUGGAACGGUACGGUGCCGGUGGCGGUGAAGAAACUUAAGUCGGGUGCAGCCGAUCCGAACGACUUUCUGACUGAGGCCCAGAUCAUGAAGAAGCUCAGGCAUCCGAAACUUCUUACACUGUACGCGGUUUGCACAAGAGAUCAGCCGAUUUUAAUCAUAACCGAAUUGAUGCAGGAAAAUCUGUUAACGUUCUUGCACGGCAAGGGCAAGCAGUGCACAGUUGUUCAUCUCGUCGAAAUCGCUGCACAGGUGGCCGCUGGUAUGGCAUACCUUGAAGAGAUGAACUUCAUCCAUCGUGAUUUAGCAGCUCGUAACAUUCUCACAAAAAACAACCUUAAUGUGAAAAUAGCCGAUUUUGGCUUAGCUCGACUUCUUCACAAGGAGAACCAAUAUGAGGCUCGAGUAGGGGCUCGAUUUCCAAUUAAGUGGACUGCCCCGGAAGCAGCGAACCUGAAUCGGUUCAGCACGAAGUCCGAUGUAUGGAGCUUUGGAAUCUUACUCACAGAGAUCGUAACCUACGGCCGGGCGCCCUAUCCAGGUAUGACCAAUGCCGAAGUACUGCAACAAGUGGAUGCUGGCUACCGUAUGCCUCGCCCGUCAUCCUGUCCAUCGGAACUAUAUGAGCUAAUGUGUCAAUGCUGGCAUGCUGAUCCAGAAAAGCGGCCGACUUUCGAGACGCUACAAUGGAAACUUGAGGAUCUUUUCAAUCUCGAUGCAACCGAAUACAAGGAAGCGGUGCCAACCUAA